AUGGAUUUUCUUGGAGAGCAGCCGGUUUGCGAGCAGCCGCGCCGCAGGCGGAAGCUGAAGCUCAGGAGCCUGGAGGUCAGCACAGUGGUGCACACAGUCGCGUUUCUGUGGUUUUUGCGGGUCUGGCUCUGGCACCUGACGCCCGCAGCAUCAGUUCUGCCCGGUGCCCAGGGCUGGGGCUGGUUUGUGCGUUUCCUGACGUUCUACUCCUACACCCUCCAGACCUUCACCUUGGGCCUCGCCGCCGCCGAUGAUUGGAGCAAGCUGCUGACGGGGCGGCCCGCGUCGCGCUUUACGCGCCUGGCUGACGACCUGUCUUCGGCCGUGUUUGCUCUGGCCCACGUGGUGACCAUCAUGUUCUACACCAUCCAGACCGCCACCAAAAAGGUGGUGGAGGGCGACGUGGAGCGCCCCUACUGGCUCAACUCGUCCGUCCACCUUUACAACACCUUUGCAGCCUGGGGGGACCUGCUCACGGCGCACCGCAGCUUCAGCCAGCGCAGCGAGCGCAUGUCAACCGCCAUCACGCUUGCCUACCUCUGCUACAUGCUGCUGUGCAAACACAUGAAUGGGCAGUACCCCUACCCCUUCAUGCGCAACCUCAAGGAGCCCCACGGCUUCCUGGGCACGGCAGCCUCGGGCCUGCUGCUGUUUGCGGGCGCCUUCCGCGUGGGCAAGGCCAUCAACCGCCGCGUGCGUGCUGUGUCACUCUCCAUUGCGGGAGACAGCGGCACCAUCACCAUAUGCGCAGCCAAGGCCGAGGUCGUGGCCCCGCAGCGCGCCCUGCACGGCCACGCAUUCGCCGUGGUGCACCGUGCCCCGCGCCGCUCGGCGUCAAGCUCGGUGCCAGUCAAGGAGGAGUGA
Monoraphidium neglectum is the source of this 864-nucleotide messenger RNA. RefSeq lists its product as hypothetical. The record is from RefSeq and is a predicted model, not a curated record. Bases 1 to 864 code for a protein of 287 amino acids. The transcript has 4 exons. Gene Ontology annotation, cellular component: endomembrane system; membrane. NCBI's taxonomy places the organism in Eukaryota, Viridiplantae, Chlorophyta, Chlorophyceae, Sphaeropleales, Selenastraceae.